CGUUGGCCUCGUUCUCCUCCCAGCCUUGAAGUCGAUCUCCAAAGCCAGGAGAACAGACAACGAAGGUUCUUAGACUCGCCCCUCCGACCGCAGCCAUGAAGUUCGCACAGCAACUGAACACCGCGGUUCAUCAACCCUGGGCAAAUUAUUACGUGGACUACAAACUCCUGAAGAAACGGCUCAAGGACCUUCAGAGAGAGCACGAGUCGCAUGAGGUGCCGCCUCUUUCUGUUCGGACCCCGCAGCCGUCCCAUCCUGCUCCGUCGGACCGCUUCACUCACAAGGAACUUCAGAGGGCUUUCUUCCAAGCGGUCGAAAACGAGGUUGACAAAGUCGAAUGGUUUUAUAUGCAUAGAGUGCACCACGCGCGGCGCGAGAUGCAGGAACUGAUGGAGCGCUGGUUUCGUCUAAGCCGCUAUGCCGAGUUCGACGAGUAUCCACUCUCCGCGACGGAUAUUACGCACCAUGUGGACCAAGAGAAAGAGAUUUUCUCACACUUCAACGCCGAUCUCUCUGCUUUACUGCACCAUCUCCAACUUCUGUCUGGGAACUACCUUGCGAUGUGCAGAAUGGCCAUUGUGAAGAUUCUGAAGAAACAUGACAAGUUAGAAGCUCGACACGCCGGACUGGCGUGCAAGGAGGCGGUCGUGAGGACAAUACGAGCGGAUCGACGAUUUUGGCAGGCGGACGAUCUGAUUCGCUUGUUGGAUGAGGUGAAGCGAUUCAAGUGGGAUGUCAUCAAGGCUCACAUUCGCACUGGCGCCGAACGAUGAGAGACUUGGUCGGCGUGAUUCUUAAAUCAGUGUAUUACGAUCCAUGUGUAGAUACCCAGGUAGCAGUUAGGUUAUUUCGAAACGUUUUUGGGGCAUUGUCUAUUGUAAAUAGGAUAGUAAAUAUGAUACAAU
Molecule: messenger RNA, 905 nt
Organism: Fimicolochytrium jonesii
Lineage: Eukaryota; Fungi; Chytridiomycota; Chytridiomycetes; Spizellomycetales; Powellomycetaceae
Product: SPX domain-containing protein
Exons: 3
Coding region: 96-773 (225 amino acids)
Biological process (GO): cellular response to phosphate starvation
Source: RefSeq, a predicted model, not a curated record